AUGGGUAUUCUGGUCAUAUGGAAAGCAUCGAUUUUUGAAGCUUUGGGAAGUAUGAUACUCAUUUGGAUCAUCGGGGUAGCUUCUUUGGUUUUCACACUAGAAGGACCUAUAGGGGUAGCUUCUGGACUUGCUUUCCUUUAUGGAACCGCAGUGACAAUCAUCAUGUACUCUCUGAAACCAAUCACAGGUGCACACAUCAACCCGAUCAUCACCUUAUCCCAGCUCGCCAUUGGCAAUACAUCCCUUUUCAGAUCACUAUCGUACAUUCUAGCCCAAAUGCUUGGUGCUAUCACAGGAGGUGGGUUAGUUGCUGCAGCUCUAGGUAAACAUGCUUCAGAUCUGGCAAAUGGUGGAUGUGCGAUCGAUGAGAAGAGUGGUUUUACAACUGGUCAGGCCUUUGCAUUGGAGUUUAUGGCUGCCUUAGUCUUAUUGACUUUUGCUCAGGGAACUGUGCAUUCUCUUAGACCAAAUGGAACUCAAAGUGUUUACCUAUCUCCAGUCCUAUACGGUUUAUCAGUUGGAUUGAUAUGUUUUUGUACAUCUGGGUUUGCCCCUCAUGCUGGAUAUAUCGGAGCUUAUGGAUUCCCUAAUAUAUGUUUUGGACUUUCAUUUGGAAUUUUGAAAUUCCAAUCCAUACAUUGGGUAUUUUGGAUUCCAGGAUUCUGUGCAGUGAUUCUACAUGGGAUAUUAUACAGGUUCUUGAAUCCUUAUGAAAAUUCAGAUUCAAUGGAUGAAUUGAAUGUACACACAACUCGAAUGCCCAGUUGGGGCCUUAGAAGGUCUAGGCAUAAUCCAGUGACUUCAAUAAAUACAAAUCUUGCAUAA
Melampsora larici-populina 98AG31 is the source of this 825-nucleotide messenger RNA. RefSeq lists its product as uncharacterized. Gene Ontology annotation, molecular function: water channel activity. Gene Ontology annotation, cellular component: plasma membrane. Gene Ontology annotation, biological process: transmembrane transport. The record is from RefSeq and is a predicted model, not a curated record. NCBI's taxonomy places the organism in Eukaryota, Fungi, Basidiomycota, Pucciniomycetes, Pucciniales, Melampsoraceae. The transcript has 5 exons. The coding region runs from base 1 to 825 and encodes 274 amino acids.